AUGGCACGUUUGAACCCUGGAAGCGGGGAGGAAAGAGGAGAAGAAGCGGUCGCAGUGGAUGAUGCGAUUCUCCGCACUUUAUCGUUAUCGGGACAAAGCGUGACCGCCUUAGGCACAACCGAGGUCGAUCUUUCUAUGGUCAAGAGCCAAGUAUCCAAGCAGUUCUUAUAUACUAGUAUGACACAAUUUGUGACUCUAUGA
Molecule: messenger RNA, 201 nt
Organism: Penicillium angulare
Lineage: Eukaryota; Fungi; Ascomycota; Eurotiomycetes; Eurotiales; Aspergillaceae
Exons: 1
Coding region: 1-201 (66 amino acids)
Source: RefSeq, a predicted model, not a curated record